This is a messenger RNA of Durio zibethinus, 2552 nucleotides long. RefSeq lists its product as uncharacterized. The record is from RefSeq and is a predicted model, not a curated record. NCBI's taxonomy places the organism in Eukaryota, Viridiplantae, Streptophyta, Magnoliopsida, Malvales, Malvaceae.
UCUCACCGUUCCUCAAACCCUAAAUCUCUCGUUCUGCCUAUUAUUCAUAUUCUCCAAACUGUGUUUCCGUCUGAUCUGACCUCUGAUUAAACAAGUUACUAUCUUCGGCCAAAAAAAAAAAAAAUCACGGUUAUCGCGAUGGCCAGCCCAACUGAUCCUCAUGAUCAACCAGAACCAAACCCGAACCAGAACCCUGCUAUGCCUCAGCAGGUAGCUGAGCCGCCUAAAACACUAAUCGUAGAAACUCUUCAACCCCAAGACAAAUGCGAUGAUCAAGAAGAUCCAAUCGAAGAAGAAGCUAAUGUAGACGACACAGAUUUGCCUAUUCCUUCAUCUCCACCAAUCACUGACCUCCAUGUCACCACCACUACCACUGGCUCUCGCCGUGGCGGGGGUCCUAAACGCAAGAAGACGGCCACGAAACGACGCGCUCAAGAGAAAAAGUCCCAGAAGAAGCUGGAGAUACUGACUGAAACCCUAAGGCCCAUUCCUUUUGUCCCCAACAAAACCCUAGAUUUUUCAUCACACGAAAAGCUCCUGAAGCAACUUGGUUUGUGGGAUUUUGUUCAUUUGGAAUUUCAUGGAAGCGUUCGAGCUGAUCUGAUCGCUCAGUUGAUCGCUACUUACAACCAGCAAUCACGUUGUAGCUACGUUAAUGGGUGUCGCAUUGGGGUCAACCGGGCCGACUUGGCCCGUGCUUUGAAGUUGACUGUGAAGAAAGAUAAGGAUAGCAUUGGGGAAGUUGAAGAAUCAAAGGAAUCGAUAGGCUUUGUUGAGGAAUUUGUGUCAAAUUGGGUGCUUUUGCAUGAGGAUACAUGGAUGACGCCUGUGGAGGUGUUGAACUGGACCAAAAUCAUCAAAGAAGGCCAUUUUGAGAAGGUAGAUUGGGCUGGUUUGAUUUGGUUUAUGGUGGAGAAAGAGCUCAUGGCUGCCCCUAAAUUAGGUAAUUGUUAUUAUGCCUCGCAUAUGCAGUGUAUGAUAAAAUACCAGAAAGACGAGCUGCUGCAGGAGAUACCAAAAAUAGAUGUUUAUGACACCAAGGUGGAAGAGGAAGAGCAUAAUAUUCCUGGGGAUUUUAAGAUGGCUGCUGAUGGGAUUGAUGAAUUUCAUGGGGGAUCACAGUUGGAGGAGCAUAAUAUUGAGUUGAGUCUUGGUGGGCAGGAUAAUUUGAUGAACAAGGAUGAUGUUGAAAAGGAGGCUGUUGGGGAUGAUGAUGUUAUGGAUUGCGAGGAAAGUAAGGGGGAUGAACAUCAACACGUGCAGUGGCAUUUGGAUGGAGACAACUAUAUGGAUGUGGGUGGGGAGAAUUUCUUACGACCGUGUAAUUUUGGUGAUGUUGGUGGUGUUGAAAUGGAGGAGGAAAAGAAACAAGAGAAAGGAGAGCAAAGAGAGGAAGGAGAGAGUGAAAUCGGGGGAGAGAUGGGAGAGGGAGAAGAGGCAGGAGAGGAAGAGGAACAAGAUGAACAGCAUGAACAAGGAUUCCCUAUUUCACCAAAAGGUGACAAUUUGGAGGGUGUACAUUCAACAAAUCUUCUUGAAGCAAUGGAAACUGCAGAUCUCCCUUUUCCAGCCGGGUUGCACAUUCGUGAUAGCUCAUCAGGGAAAUUUCUUCAUUCUAGGGGUGAUGCUCAGACAGUUCCUGGUGUCUCAUCAUUUCUGAGUAAUGGUAACAAGAGAGAGAUUGAUCAUGAAAAUGAUCUUUCUCAUCAUUCUUUGAAUGGGAGCAAUAAGCGCUUGAGAACUGAUGGGCAAUGGGUUGAUAAGUCAUCUGACUUUGAUAUGUGCAUGGAGCAAAUGCAGCAUUGGAUUGGUAAAGCAAGAAUGCUCUAUGCUGCAAAAGAACAGGCUUAUGGAGAUUCCAGCAUGAAUCAACAAAUGUUACUCGAGGAGUUGCAACGAAGGGAUAGCAUUAUUGAGCAUUUGCAUAAGGCCAAGUAUGACGAGCAGCAUAAGAGACAGGUGGAGGUUUAUAGGCUUGAGCGGGAGCUCUAUUUGAUGGAAAAUCUAUUAGAUGGAUAUAGAAAGGCUUUGAAGGAAACAAACCGAGCUUUUGCGGAGUAUAGGGCACGUUGUCCCCUGCCUGAUGAACCGCUUUACAAGGAUGUUAGUGGGUCUGGGGGGUUAGUGCUGAGCACUAUGGAACUAGAAAAGCAGCGUCUGAAACAAGAAGAAGAGGAGAGGCUUAAUAGACUGUUAAUUGAGAAAAAGAUUGAGGACUUUGAAGCUGGGUGGAUUUGCAAAUUUGAUGCACAUAAGGAUGCAGUUUCUCUUCUCAGCAACAGAUUGGUUGAUGCUGAGAAUGAUGUGAAACAUCUUGAAGAGGUUUUUGCAAAUCGCAAGGUUUCAGAUAUUCCUGAAUGUAUCCCGAAUGAAUUGUGAAUGUAGACUCAGUAAGGUUUGUCUUUUAAGCUUUCUAUGCAAAUGAAGAACUACUCUUAUUUAUAUAUAUGUCAAACAAUAUGCUUCAUGUGCAGCGCCUGUGUUGUGCAUGAUGGAGUCCUUUAUCGAAUUUGAUCUCUGUAUGAUAGACUUGGUUUGCAAAGUUACCAGUA